Messenger RNA from Dimorphilus gyrociliatus, 2477 nucleotides. Lineage: Eukaryota; Metazoa; Annelida; Polychaeta; Dinophilidae. The record is from the annotation of a GenBank genome assembly.
AAACAAUUGAUUUUAAACGAUUAAUUAAGUAAAUAUUAUAAAUAAUGCCUUAUGAAAUAAUAUAUAAGCAAACGUUUAUUAUCUAGUUUUUGGACACGUAGAAUAACUUUACAAUCUAUUUAUAUAGUUUUAGGUAUUAUUUGACACUUAAUUUGGGAUUAAAACCUAUCUUUUCACAAUAUUUUACUAUCUUAAUACUUCCUUUACAACACUGAUUAUAAAUUGGUCUAAAUUCAUUCGCCAUAAUUGCUAAACUACACCUAUAGCAUUCGGCAUCCGAUAUUCUAUUUAAGCAUACCGUUUUCGGUAAAUUUCUUUCAAUAUCGUACCAUCUUUUUCUAGAUGCUUCCGGAAAAUCUAUAUUACCGAGUUUCGCGUACGAAUGGAGGCCUUUCAACGUAUACAAGGGAGAAGAUUAUAUCGUUAUUAAUGAAAGAAGAAUGGAAUAUUACAGCAAAAUAUGAAGAAAAUUCGAACGCUAUAUGAGACUGCAAGUGACGCGAAAUUUUUUAAUGCAUUAGCCGCGGCAAGUCGCUGGCAGCAAUGAACCGCAGUCUAGUGAACACAUGUCGGAAUUCUCGUUCGGAUCCGCCGUUAAUCCUUUGCGGUAUUGCGGGGCGUUCGAAUGAUUGGUUUGCGGUACUGCCUACUGCAAUCCUUCUGCGCGGCUAUUAUUUUUGACGCAGAAUGGUGCGAAAGGGGAAGUGGGCCUCUUAAAUAUAACGAUGUCCCAUUCUAUAUCUCGAGAACUCGAGAUGGUGGAUUAUGGCUUCGUACUGGAAGUGAAGGUCAUGGUGACUACUCCUUACAUAAUCUAACUCAUGGAAAACGACUACUUCAAAUGAUUAGCAAUGACCAGACAAAUGCGAUUCUUACGACGAAUUUUUCGGAUUCUUGUGUUAUCAGUGAUAUCCAAUUUUCACUUAUUUUUACUGUUUCCAAGAUAAAGAGCUACAUUAAAGUGAUAGAUGUCAUAAGUAAGACGGAUGAUUCUAUAUUUUUUCGACCCUAUCGAAAUUGCUUACCUAGUAAAGUUACAGUUGUAAAAUUAUCUGACGAUAAGCAGAAUAUCUAUUGUACUGGUCGAGUUCGUAAAAAUAGCUGCAAUUCUGCUGGUCUACCUCACUUCAAUCAAUCCAGAAGAAGUUUUGUAAAAACGAUUGGUAUCGAUAUUAGCAACGAUCACGAUAAAUGUAAUCCUGCUCCAAUACCAAGUUCGAUAACUUUCCUAGGAGACUAUUACCACGCCUAUAUAAGAAUAGGUGAAUGUAAGAAGCCCAAAGAUCUUCCACAAUUGGGAUAUGAAGCCCGUUUAAGGGCGCAUGCCGACGAGGAAUCGCAAAAGACUAUUUUACUAACUGAUCCCUCGCAGGAAUCAUUAGCGGAAUCUUCUCAACUAGAUUCGUGGAAGAUUUACGUGAAGACAACAUCCAGUCAACAGUCCCUCCAUCUUCAAAUAUGGCGGCCCCAAAAGGCCGGAAUAUAUAAAUUAGUUUCCGAUACUUUUGUGCCUUUCGACCGUCUGGACUUGAGAUUACAAACCAUUGACGUCAGACAAAAUGAUACUAUAGUGAAAGGCGAUAUACUAGGAUUAUUCUUCUCAGGUGGAAAUCCCAUUGGAUGGGAUUCCGUACCAUGCGCAACGGAAGAACAAAAGUACAAAUAUUUAAGGAUCAAGGAUAAGAAGCAGCUAAGACUUGGGAGAUCAUUUAAAUUUCAUACAGCUAGAGGUCGCCACGCUUGCCGACACUAUUCCUAUGUUGCAGUUUUUGCAAAUAAGAAAUCACUACCCAUAAUUGAAGAUUGGAAAUGUCCUGGAAAGAAGCUGAACUUAGAAGGGAAAGAUCUAUGGAGAACGUCUACAUCAAAAGAUACUCAAAAGAAAACAGUUUUACACGUUCAUACAGACGUUAGACUUUCCUACAGUUCCACUAUACCAAUCUACGUAAUCUUAGUGAUAAUCGGAUGCUUAAUAUCCUUGUUAAUUAUUGUCGGUGUAAUAUCCUAUUACAGAGCAUUAAAAACGUAAAUUAAUUCCAAUUGUAUUUUCAAGAAACAAAUAACAAAAAAAAAGAGAAACAACAUGUUCAAUAAUACAUGCAGAUUGUAAUUUUAUUAUCUCGUUAUUUUUCUUCUUAUUACAGUCACGUUUGAAUUAACAGUAAGACAAGUUCCUAGUUCCUUAAUUUAAUAACCUUAAAAAUACGAUACAACGAAGUCAAUAGGGGGCGCUUCAUUUUACCUUAUUCUCUUUCCUCCCUGCCCAACACGAAUUCUUUAAACUAGCUUAUCCCUCAUUUAAAAGCAAUUCUUAUUCCAAUUCAUUAGAAAAAGUGACUUUCCUUAUCUGACUAUUCCUUUUGCUAGGUAACAAAUUCUCGAGUAGACUGAUAUUCUUCAUCUUUUAGCCCAAUGUAAUAAUCUAUCGUAUAGUAUCAGCGUUUAUUGACUUUUAGUUUAGUGAAUUUGACCUUCAA